Cryptosporidium muris RN66 is the source of this 1740-nucleotide messenger RNA. RefSeq lists its product as uncharacterized. Lineage: Eukaryota; Apicomplexa; Conoidasida; Eucoccidiorida; Cryptosporidiidae. The coding region runs from base 1 to 1740 and encodes 579 amino acids. The record is from RefSeq and is a predicted model, not a curated record. The transcript has a single exon.
AUGGUUAAGGAUGAAUUCAACUCAACAUUGAGUAUGGCUAAAGAUGCUGGUUUUAAAGGUAAUCUUGAAGAAUAUGUGAAUUUGAUUGUGGAGAAGAUUGAACUUAACAAUAUUGAACCAUCCCAAGUAGAACUUGAGAAACUUUUGAGCCUAUGUUGUAUGCUUUUAGAACUUUCUAAUGUAUCUUCUAUGCUUAGUCAUAACCGUCUAAAGCUUUUUUGUUUUUUGAUAGAACGAGUUAGUAUUAAAGAGUGGUAUAGAGUAGGUCUAACAAUUAUAAAUAAGCGUGGUGCAAUUUCUCAUUAUAUUCAUGGCCUUGAACUAGCAGCUUUAGAACUCAAAUUAAGCUUAGAUUCCCAGGUAAUGAAUAUAGAUGGUACUCAAUUUUCUAUAUUAACCGUAUGCUAUCAUAUCUUUGAAGCUUUUAUCAAGGACUUUAGUAAUGAAGAAAAUAUCACUUAUUUGGAAUAUGACAAUAUUUCUGGAAUAGAAAUAAACAAGUUAUUUGAUAUUAUGCGUAGCUUAAACUCAUUUUGUAUUGAGUUUAUAGAAAAUAUUGAGAAAAUGGAAAAAUUAACCAACAAUAAUGAAGAUAGAAUAAACUUAACUAUACUACCAGAUUCAAAUUACACUCUAGAUAAUAACGAACUUCCACCUAUAUAUUGGUGUGUUCAGUUAUGUUGUUCUAUCUUAUCUAAAUGGUUUGUUUUAGAGCCAGAUGUAGAUAAAUAUCAAAUUCUUAAGAUUUUACCAUUUAUUUCAAGGUAUUUAAAUUCAAUGCAUUUUGCAGUAAUACUACCUACUUUGGAGUAUAUACCAAUAAGUGAUUGGGGUUGUGUUCCUCAUACUUUAGAAGCCCUCACUCACUUAAUAUUAUCAUUUAUAUCUCUAAUUAGUACAACAAAUAAUGAUGAGACUCUUACUGGCUUAUUUAGUGGUCUUUACCAAGCAUCUAUUUUAAGUGCAAGUGCAUGGUGGUCUCCUAGUAUUGAUGUCUAUACAACUUUAGAAAUUGACAGGAAUAAAUCAAUAAUACGCGAGAUACCAAGGUUAUAUAUCAAGUUACAAGAUAAUGACCCUAACUAUGUUAGAAAUUCUAAAUCUGACAAUAUUAUAAAACUUGAAGUAAAACAAUAUAGGGAUAUUAUACCAUUACCCAGAGAUUCUAUACCAGCACAAAUUUUAUCUAAUGUACCUGGUAUCAGUGAAACUCAUUCAAUAGCUUACAAAAUAUUUGACGAAUUAUUAAAGUUAGAGUUUAUUGAUGUUCUUCUCAGAGAAUUUGCUAAAUAUGAUGGUUGCAAUAGGAUUAUAUCUUCGUGGUUUUCAUGUCCUGGUACAUUAAAGUGUGAGAAAUAUUCGGCUAUAAUUGAAGCUUUAGUUUGUGUUGCGUUAAUUUUAACUUGUAGAAAUUUAGACACAUUUGUUCCAGAGAAAUUAUGGAUAUUUUUAUGUGAAACUCUAUUAAAAAUAGCUCCUACAACUAGUAAAGGAUUUUUAGAAGAUCCUCCUAGACAAAUUUCAUUAUUUAUAAGCUGCUCUAGAGCUUUAGCUAUUGCAAUAUCCAACAAAUAUCAAGAACCCCUUAAGAUAAUUCAAGUUUCUAAUUGUAGAGUCCCCACUAUAUUUACUGAUAAAAUACCACAAUUAUCAGAACUAAGUCCAGAUGACUUUUCUCUAGAGGAUGAUCAAGUUAUUAGUUUCUUUCGUAUAUUAUUCACAGAUUUAAAUAUAAAUUAA